AUGUUCGCCGCAUCGUGUAACGCGGCGGGUAAGUUUCCCCCGGGAUUUAGAUUUGGAGCAGCCACUUCAUCCUACCAGGUGGAAGGUGCCUGGAACGUUAGUGAUAAAACCCCUAGCGUCUGGGACAAAUUUGCUCAUGAGAACCCGGAAUUAAUAUCGGAUAGGUCAAACGGGGACGUGGCCUGCGACUCUUACCAUCUCUGGGAAGAAGAUGUCGCUAUAGCCAAAAAAAUUGGAUUGCAUUUUUAUAGCGAGUACUUUAAAGGUAACUGCACUUUGUUUGCAAUGUAUAAAAUAGAAGCCAAGUUCGACUUCUUUCAGAAUGUCCUUGUUAAUGACACGAAUGCAGGACCAAGCAAGGUUGGUCUAACGAACAAUCAUAUCUGGUACGAAGCAGGAACACCUGAUUAUGAAGAGAAAACAGAGUUAGCUAGAAAUUUAGCUGCCAUAUACGCACACCCCAUUUACUCAAAGAAAGGGGGCUGGCCUGCGAAUGUUGAGAAAUACAUAAAGAAGAAAAGCAAAGAGGAAGGUUAUCCCAGGUCAAAACUUCCAGCAUUUACCAGAGAAGAAAUUGAAUUUGUUAGAGGUACAUUUGACUAUUACGGAAUUAACUAUUACACGUCUCGUUUGGUGUUUCCCGAAGAAAACAUCACGGGCCCUUACAACUUUUGGCCGAUCUUUGGCAGUCGAGAGCUCGGAAUUACUCUGAAGCCGGAUCCUAGCUGGAAGGCAGGACACGAAUGGCUCGUUAGUUAUCCCGCCGGCCUCCGGAAGCAGUUGAUAUGGUUGGUCCAACAGUACGGAGACAUCGAGAUCAAGAUUUUAGAGAACGGAUUCUCAACACGAGAUCGUGAAAUGAACGAUUUAGACAGAAUCGAGUACUAUAAGGAUCAUUUGGAACAGGUGCUGUUAUCAAUAAAAGAAGAUGGCCUAAACAUCACUGCAUACACGGCUUGGUCACUGAUGGAUAACUACGAAUGGAUCGGUGGAUACACGUCGAAAUUCGGCUUGACGGAUGUGGACUUCGAAGACCCGAAACGCAAGCGCACGCUUCGUGCUUCUGCGUCAUAUUACGCGGCUGUGAUUAAGAAGCAUUCAAUAAACGUCUAA
Leptosia nina is the source of this 1113-nucleotide messenger RNA. Lineage: Eukaryota; Metazoa; Arthropoda; Insecta; Lepidoptera; Pieridae. The record is from the annotation of a GenBank genome assembly.